GGCCGGGGCGGGGAGGGAGCGCGGAGCGCCGCGCUGGCUCCUCGCCGGUCUCUAGGUGGUGCCAGUCCUGGGGCCUAGGCGUCUUCCCUCCCUUUAUGUUUGCGGGGGGUUUCUCCUUCCUCCGGCGCCGUCGCCGAGGCCGUCCGCGGCCGCGCAGAGUUGAAAAGCGCGGAGGGCGCGAGGCGGCGCGCACAGCCCGACCCCCGCUCCGCGAGCCGCCGGGGGAGGGGGCGGAGGAGCCGAGCCCGGCAGCCGCCCGGCGGCGACUUGCGAGUGGCGCGCGCGAGCGGCGCGGCCGCCGGCUUCCCCUUCUCCUGCGGCUUCUUCCCUCUCCCCCGGAGGCGGCGGGGAGCGGGCGCCCGCGAGGGGCAGGCGGAGCCCAGGACGCCCCCCGAGGCGGCGGGCCAGGGCGCGGGCACCGAUGGCUUCGCUGUACCAGAGGUUCACGGGCAAGAUCAACACCUCGCGCUCCUUCCCGGCGCCCCCGGAGGCCAGCCGCCUGCUGGGCGGCCAGGGGCCGGAGGAGGACGGCGCGGGGCCCAAGCCCCUCGGAGCCCCGGCGCCCGCGGCGGCGGCCCGGGAGCGCGGCGGCGGCGGCGGCGGCGGCGCGGGUGGCCGGCCCCGGUUCCAGUACCAGGCGCGGAGCGACGGUGACGACGAGGACGAGCUGGUGGGGAGCAACCCUCCCCAAAGAAACUGGAAGGGCAUAGCAAUAGCUCUCCUCGUGAUUCUGGUCAUCUGCUCCUUGAUCGUCACCUCGGUCAUACUGCUGACACCAGCGGAAGAUAACAGUCUGUCUCAAAAGAAGAAGGUCACAGUGGAAGAUCUCUUCAGCGAUGAUUUCAAAAUUCACGACCCCGAGGCUAAGUGGAUAAGUGAUAAAGAAUUCAUCUACAGAGAACAGAAAGGAAAUGUGAUACUGCGGAAUGUUGAAACAAAUAUUUCUACAGUGUUAAUAGAAGGCAAAAAAAUUGAAUCAUUAAGAGCCAUCCGAUAUGAAAUAUCGCCAGAUAAGGAGUACGCUCUGUUUUCAUACAAUGUGGAGCCAAUAUACCAACACUCCUACACUGGAUAUUAUGUCCUGAGCAAAAUUCCUCAUGGGGACCCUCAAAGUCUGGACCCACCGGAAGUGAGCAAUGCGAAACUUCAGUACGCAGGCUGGGGUCCGAAAGGCCAGCAGCUGAUAUUCAUCUUCGAAAACAAUAUCUACUACUGCGCGCACGUCGGGAAGCAGGCCAUCCGAGUGGUGUCAACCGGGAAGGAAGGCGUGAUUUACAACGGACUCAGCGACUGGCUCUAUGAAGAGGAGAUUCUGAAGACGCACAUCGCGCACUGGUGGUCUCCAGAUGGCACGAGGCUCGCCUACGCCACCAUCAACGACUCCCGCGUGCCCGUCAUGGAGCUCCCAACCUACACCGGCUCCGUGUACCCCACAGUGAAGUCCUACCACUACCCCAAGGCCGGAUGCGAAAACCCCAGCAUUUCCCUCCACGUCAUCGGCUUGAACGGGCCGACGCACGAUCUGGAGAUGAUGCCGCCCGACGACCCGCGGAUGAGGGAGUACUACAUCACCAUGGUGAAGUGGGCCACCAGCACCAAGGUCGCCGUCAACUGGCUGAGCCGCGCGCAGAACGUGUCCAUCCUCACUCUCUGCGACGCCACCACUGGGGUCUGCACAAAGAAACACGAGGAUGAAAGUGAAGCCUGGCUCCACAGACAGAACGAAGAGCCCGUGUUCUCCAAGGACGGCCGGAAGUUCUUCUUUGUGCGAGCCAUCCCGCAGGGGGGGCAAGGAAAGUUCUAUCACAUCACCGUGUCAUCGUCCCAGCCCAACAGUAGCAAUGACAACAUACAGUCCAUCACCUCCGGAGACUGGGACGUGACCAAGAUCCUGUCCUACGACGAGAAGCGGAAUAAGAUCUACUUCCUGAGCACGGAGGACCUGCCCCGGAGGAGGCAGCUCUACAGUGCCAGCACGGUGGGCACCUUCAACAGGCAGUGCCUGUCCUGCGACCUGGUGGAGAACUGCACAUACUUCAGUGCGUCCUUCAGCCACAGCGCCGACUUCUUCCUGCUCAAGUGCGAAGGUCCUGGAGUCCCCACGGUGACAGUGCACAACACGACCGAUAAGAGAAAAAUGUUUGAUCUAGAAACAAACGAGCGUGUACAGAAGGCCGUACGUGACCGACAGAUGCCCAAGGUGGAAUACAGGAAGGUCGAGGUUGAUGAUUACAACUUGCCCGUCCAGAUCCUCAAGCCGGCGACCUUCACCGACACCGCGCACUACCCCUUGCUGCUGGUGGUGGACGGCGCCCCGGGCAGCCAGAGCGUGGCCGAGAAGUUCGCGGUGACCUGGGAGACGGUGCUGGUGAGCAGCCACGGCGCCGUGGUGGUCAAGUGCGACGGCCGCGGCAGCGGCUUCCAGGGGACCAAGCUCCUGCACGAGGUGGGGCGGAGGCUCGGCGUCCUGGAGGAGAAGGACCAGAUGGAGGCCGUGCGGAUGAUGCUGAAGGAGCAGUACAUCGACAAGACGCGCGUGGCCGUGUUCGGGAAGGACUACGGCGGGUAUCUGAGCACCUACAUCCUCCCUGCGAAGGGGGACAACCAGGCUCCGGUGUUCACCUGUGGUUCUGCUCUCUCUCCAAUCACGGACUUCAAGCUCCACGCGUCCGCAUUUUCCGAGAGGUACUUGGGUCUGCAUGGACUUGACAACAGGGCGUACGAGAUGACCAAGGUGGUGCACCGCGUGUCGGCCCUGGAAGGACAGCAGUUUCUGAUCAUUCACGCAACGGCGGACGAGAAAAUCCAUUUCCAGCACACGGCAGAACUCAUUACACAGCUAAUUAAGGGGAAGGCUAAUUACAGCUUACAGAUCUACCCGGACGAAAGCCAUUACUUCCACAGUGCCUCCCUGCACCAGCACCUGUACCGGUCCGUCGUCGGCUUCUUCGUGGAAUGCUUCCGGAUUCAGGACAAGCCGCCCGCGGCCACAGCGAAAGAGGAGGAGGAGGAGGACUGACCUGGAGCCAGCCCCGAGCGCCGCGGGCGGGGGGCUCCUCCGGACAGUGUGCAGCCGGGACCCCGCCUCCCUCGCCCGCAGGGGCGGGGCCGGGGGCAAGAAGUGUGACUUCCCACAGCAUGUGUGUCUUGCGUCCCGAAGGCAGUUUUGCUCCGGAAACCGGCUCCUUCCCAGGCCGAGACGCGUCACCGCUCACGAAGACUCCCCCGCGCCUGGACCCGCGGCCUCGCCUCCUCCCGGCCCCAGAGUGACCGGUGCAUCCCACGGCCUCUCCCCAGGGAACGGAGCAAAGGACGGACAGCAGAGAAGAAACCGGCGCUCCGGUCCCCGCUGAGAAGCAGGAGCGCGCAGACCCGCCCUCGCUCGCCCGCCGCGCCCCUGUCCGCAGCUCCUCCGCCGCCCCCUGUCACCGCGCCACGGACACACUAUAGCACAAUUACCGUAACCGUACUUGUCCAUAGAUUGGCUUUGCUCCUUCCUGUAAUUAGGAGACCCGGCAUUUUAAGGGGCUGCACACAGUGUUACUGUAGCUAAUGCUAGUGGUUAACCUUAUGGAAUUAAUUCGUAUUUUUCUAUGGUUUAUACCUGACACUGUCUCCUGUCCUGGGGUUGUUUUGCUCGAUUGCUUUCUUGCUUUCUUCCUUUUCUCUUUGUUCUUUCUUUCUUUUUUUUUUUUUUUGUUUUGUUUUGUUUUCUUUUUUUGGCUUUGUUUGGCUUUGUGUUCUUCAGUCGAUGUGUAGGCUUCGCACUCAUUUGGAUAAAGAAACAGAUCAGAAGUAACUAACUGCUGUCUCCUCGAGACUGUCUUGAGACUUCGUGGAGAAAUUUCAAAAAAAAAAAAAAAACUGAGGGGGAAAAAGACAUCCAAUACCAUUCACUAAAAAAGAAAGAAAGAAAGAAAGAAAGAAAGAAAAGUCGUAAAUAAAACUUCUUUCCCCCAAAGCUGCAUUAGGAUUUGGCUUAGAGUCACACGAUCUCCCUCUGUCUUGAAGCCCAUCCCUUCCCCUUGAUGAGUUGUCGAGGCUUUUCAGAUGGCCUUUGGUUAAAAAAAGAAGAACAAGAAAAGACAAAGGGUGGACUCCGCCCCUGGAUCUGUCACCUGUGCAGGGGACAGGCGUGUCCUCCAGGGGCGGGGGGAUACGUGGGUGUGUGUCGUCACCUCCUGCCCUGGGGACAGCUCGGUGCCCUCGCCUCCGUGUGCGGACCGCCAGUCGACAUGGAGGAGGCCCCCUGACCCAGGGUUCAGCGGCCCCCAGUGUAUAUCCCGUUUUGUUGUACAUAAAGACAGGAACGGCGCUGCCCUCCACCGGCUCUCACCGUGUCGCCUGCAUGCCGAUCGGUGGCUGACCGGCGCUCCCCACAAGUGCUAGUUCGAAACCUUAUCCAUCACUCUGGUUUGCUUUGGAGCCUGUCAACAGCCGGAACGGCAGCUUCUGGUCCUGCCGGGGGGUCCUCCGCAUCCCGUCAGCAGAGAAGAUUGGUCCGUGUGGCUUUGGGUGUUCGGGGGUUUGGGUUUCUGCCACGGGGGUUUUGGACGUCCGUUAGGGUGAGCGCAGUUGGAAGGUCGCCACCACGGAUUUGUCCGGCCGAGACAGCACCGUGUGUGACGAGGACCCAGGCCCGAGCAGCAGGACCCACUGGGAAUGCUACGUGACCCUGCUUCUGCUGUGUCAGUGGGCUUGACCGACUGCAGAGCCCACGAGGUCUGGCGGGGAGGCCAGCUUCGGCUGCGAGACGUGGCAGGGGAGUGAGAAUGUGGCAUGGUAGCGUUUCUUCAUCCAUGGAAUAAAACAUUAUUUUACCA
Mustela erminea (ermine) is the source of this 4823-nucleotide messenger RNA. It is a transcript of the gene DPP6, whose product is annotated as dipeptidyl peptidase like 6. Gene Ontology annotation, molecular function: serine-type peptidase activity; dipeptidyl-peptidase activity. Gene Ontology annotation, biological process: proteolysis. The record is from RefSeq and is a predicted model, not a curated record. The coding region runs from base 422 to 3019 and encodes 865 amino acids. The transcript has 26 exons. Lineage: Eukaryota; Metazoa; Chordata; Mammalia; Carnivora; Mustelidae.